Molecule: messenger RNA, 1242 nt
Organism: Ipomoea triloba (trilobed morning glory)
Lineage: Eukaryota; Viridiplantae; Streptophyta; Magnoliopsida; Solanales; Convolvulaceae
Product: josephin-like protein
Exons: 2
Coding region: 255-797 (180 amino acids)
Biological process (GO): protein deubiquitination
Molecular function (GO): cysteine-type deubiquitinase activity
Source: RefSeq, a predicted model, not a curated record
UCCCACCCUAACUCCCCAACUUAAAAAAUUUUCCAUAAAUCUUUUACUCAUAAAAAUUAUCAUAAUCCCAAUUUAUAUUUUAUUUGGCAUUCCCAAAUUCCAAAUUGGACACACCGGCGAAUCGGCGACAAUACUCUUCAUCUCUUCACGCAGCUAUCGUGAUUCAACAAAACCACCCGCCAAUUGCCAAAUCCUCCUCUGCUUUAAUCCAACCAGAUUCUUGGUUGUUCUUCACUUCAAACUCUUAUUUAGACAUGGAAGUUGAAACCAGAGCUCAGAUAUAUCACGAGAGACAGAGAUUACAGUUCUGCCUCUUACACUCCCUCAAUAAUCUCUUUCAGGAGAAAGAUGCGUUUACAAGAGCUUAUUUGAAUGCCAUUUCUGAAAGACUUGAUCUUGAUGAUCCAGCCAAGGGAAGAUGGUCUCCGAUUUUUAAGUCUCAUCACAACACUAUCACUGGGAAUUAUGACAUAAAUGUCUUAAUUGCUGCUCUUGAAGGAAAAGGGAAAACUGUAGUUUGGCAUGAUCGGCGAAAUAGGGCUUCUGCUAUUGACCUUGAUGGGCAUAGUGAUAAGUUGAUGGGUAUCAUACUUAAUAUACCUGUCAGAAGGUGUGCUGGCCUUUGGAAAAGUAGGCAUUGGGUUGCAUUAAGAAGAAUUGAGGGGGUUUGGUAUAAUUUGGACAGUGAAUUUGCUGCUCCUUAUGCUUUUAAAGAUUUAGAAGAAGUUAGGAAACUUUUGGAUGGUAUAAUUGCUGAUGGUGCUGAAAUUUUACUGGUUAAUAAUGAAGCACAGUGAAACAGUGAAUCUAUACUUACCUUUUUCAAAUUGUAGACUGCAAUUCCAUGGACAUUCUAAAUCGCAGCUUUGAAGAUUUGGAUUGGGAAGGUGCCAGUACGAUGACUUUAGUUUCUAAAACUUGUCCCUUUUUUCAUGGCUCAAGUUAAAUGCUAGCGUUUGUAACAUGUGCUCAAAAUGUUACUCAGGUCGUGAUAUGUGAGAUGCUGCGGGCAACAGAUCAUUUGAACUACUUGUAUUUUGAAAUUUCCAGUCUUGUUUCAGAGAUUAACUGGUCAGUGCAGUGGUUUAGAGAUGUAUAUGUAGCGUUCCGAAAAGUUAGGCCUUCUGCCUCUGCAUGUUCUAUCUCAAUGUUGAUCGUUCAUACUUGAAUGAUUGUUGUUGUUGUUAAAUCACACUUGUACAUUUCUCAAAUUUUGCUUACUCUUGUUGUACAUUUGUCAAA